Messenger RNA from Fraxinus pennsylvanica, 1377 nucleotides. Lineage: Eukaryota; Viridiplantae; Streptophyta; Magnoliopsida; Lamiales; Oleaceae. The record is from the annotation of a GenBank genome assembly.
AUGGGAGAAGGCGUUGGUGACAAAGCUAUCUCAAGAUUCAUUGAAGCGGGACUCUGGAAACAAGGUGCACUAUGGCAAUAUCCAAGCUUCCAAGGCUGUCGGCCUGUCGCUGAUAUUAUUCGUACUACUUUGGGUCCACGAUCUAUGCUGAAGAUGCUGCUUGAUGCAGCUGGAGGUAUCGUGGUGACAAAUGAUGGAAAUGCUAUUCUCCCGAGAGUUAGAUAUUGCACAUCCUGCGGCAAAGCUGGUGAAAUGCUCCACGUUGCAGAAGCAUUCAUUGACAAAAACUAUCAUCCUACAGUCAUCUGUCGAGGUGCAUCUAUGUUAGGACUUGUCAAGAGUUCUAUUGGGACAAAAUUUACUAGUCAAUUUGGGGAUCUGAUAGCAGAUUUAGCAAUAGAUGCCAUAACCAGGGUUGGUGUGGAUCUUGGCCGAGAUCUACGUGAGGUCGAUAUCAAGAUGUACAUUAAGGUAGAAAAGGUUCCUGGUGGCCAGUUGGAAGAUUCAAUGGUUUUGAAAGGAGUCAUGUUUAACAAGGGUGUUGUUGCUCCAGGUAAAAUGAGAAGAAAAAUACUAAAUCCAAGAAUCAUCCUUCUUGAUUGCCCCCUUGAGUACAAGAAAGGAGAGAACCAAACCAAUGCCGAAUUGUUAAGAGAAGAAGAUUGGAGUGUCUUGCUAAAAAUUGAAGAAGAAUACAUAGAUAACCUAUGCAUGCAGAUACUGAAGUUUAAACCGGAUUUGGUAAUAACUGAAAAGGGGCUUAGUGAUCUUGCCUGCCAUUAUCUAAGCAAAGCCGGUGUCAAUGCAAUCAGAAGGCUUAGGAAGACGGAUAAUAACAGAAUUGCCAAGGCAUGUGGGGCAGUUAUUGUUAACAGACCCGAUGAGUUGCAGGAAUCUGAUGUUGGUACUGGUGCUGGUCUAUUCGAGGUAAGGAAAAUUGGAGAUGAGUUCUUUUCAUUCAUUGUUGAUUGCAAAGAUCCAAAAGCAUGCACAUUACUUUUGAGGGGUGCUAGCAAGGAUCUACUGAAGGAAGAGGAGAGAAAUUUGCAGGAUGCAAUGUCUGUAGCAAGAAAUAUAAUAAUAAAAAAUCCAAAACUUGUUCCUGGUGGAGGUGCUACUGAGUUGACCGUCUCUGCUAUGUUGAAGCAAAGAAGUUCUUCUAUUGAAGGCAUAGAAAAGUGGCCUUAUGAAGCUGCUGCAAUUGCUUUUGAGGCUAUACCACGGACUUUGGCACAGAAAUGUGGAGUCAAUGUGAUUCAAACUAUGACUGCCUUGCAAGGAAAGAAGAAGCAGGCACCUGGAGCAAGCCAAGGUCCAUCAAAGCCUAAAAUCGAGGAGGAAGGUGAUGCUGAUAACGAGCAAAUGAUUCCUGAAUAA